This is a messenger RNA of Epinephelus fuscoguttatus (brown-marbled grouper), 3125 nucleotides long. RefSeq names its product death effector domain-containing 1 (gene dedd2). Gene Ontology annotation, molecular function: DNA binding; protein binding. Gene Ontology annotation, cellular component: nucleolus. Lineage: Eukaryota; Metazoa; Chordata; Actinopteri; Perciformes; Serranidae. The transcript has 6 exons. The record is from RefSeq and is a predicted model, not a curated record. Bases 391 to 1542 code for a protein of 383 amino acids. Gene Ontology annotation, biological process: regulation of apoptotic process; apoptotic process; extrinsic apoptotic signaling pathway via death domain receptors.
AUCAGUAAAGUUAAAACGUGACCGAGCGUCAUCGAACAGGCGGAGGGCUGUGAUUGGUCGGUUUCUGUGUGUUAUUGUACAGCUGUCAGUGCUGCUGCACGGUGCUGUGGGAGUUGACAUACCAUCCAACGCUCUUGACGAGGAACGACAAGUCUAAAGAGAAACGUCAUUACGUAACGUGCCAAGGGGGUAAUUUGCGCCAACGUUUGCUGCUGGGUGGUGGAAGAACGCCUAACGUUAGUCUCCUUGACUUCCAGCUGCCUUACGACGACGACAAAGCUCAUUCACAGCUGACACAAGUUACCAUUGCAUGUUUCAAUACGGAGUCGAGGUGACUCCGAAAACAGUUUGACACAGGUGGGAAGGUGGAGAGGGGCUGUAGGCAGACCCAUGGCCGCAGUGCAUCACCCAAGGUGUCCACUCAGGGACUCACUUUACUGGGAUGAAACAGAGUGCCUGAACUACUAUGGGAUGUUGUCUCUCCAUGAGGUCUUUGAAGUAGUUGGUUGUCAGCUGACAGAGACUGACAUUGAAGUGUUGUCAUUCCUUCUUGAUGAAACCUGUCCUGCACCACACCCUUUUGAUCCAACUGGUUGGACAGUUGAGCCCUGUGGUGGCGAUCCAAAUGACAUGGGCAUGUCCCCGAGUCCUGAGCUUCUAAAGGUCUGGAUGCGGUCAAAGCCUCAGGGCUCUCAGCAUCCCUUUGUAGCCUCAUAUAAGCCCAAGACUGGCCUUGACCUGUUGUUGGAACUGGAGAGGCGAGGAUACCUCAGUGAUGGCAACCUGGAGCCACUAAUGAAACUACUCAGAGUCCUUACACGUCAUGACCUGCUGCCUUUAGUGUCCCAUAAGAAAAGGAGGACAGUGUCUCCAGAGAGAUUUGGACAAAGUUAUGGAAUAGAGCAUAGAGAGGUGGUGUUCACCUCUGGAAUGCAACACAGCUACAGACCAACAGAAAUACCUCUUUCAUCUUUCACACAGCAUUUGAGAACUGGUGUUUACCCUCCAAUGCCUGGGCCAUCUGCUAGGAGGAGGAGGAAGAAGAGGGGAAAUGGCUGGAGCCGCAGGCCCAAGAAAACAAGCAGACAGGGCCUGCCACUGCUUCCACCGCCACGGCCACAUAAAGAAUCCUGCGAUAUCCGCCUGCGUGUCCGUGCUGAAUACCUGGAGCAUGAUUCGGCACUCCGCGAGGGUGUCUCAUCGGACAAACGGCAGCCCCUGGAGCGGCAGUUUGAGUUGUUCAGCCAGGCCAACUCGCUGCUUCGUGCCAGAGACCUGGGUUCCAUCGUGUGCGACAUCAAGUUCACAGAGCUGGACAACCUCGAGGCCUUCUGGGGUGACUACCUGAGUGGAGCUCUGCUGGAGGCCCUGAAGGGAGUUUUCAUCACUGAUUCCCUGAGGAUGGCAGCAGGCACGGAGGGUGUCCGCCUGCUGAUCAGUGUGGACCAGGAUGACUACGAGCAGGGCCGAAUGCUGCUGAGUGCAAAGAGAAGGCUGUCAACCAGUAAUGGUGGGAAUACAGAGACUCACUUGGCUGUAUAGACUGAUCAGACUCUUUUGGGUGUGUUAUACUAACUUUGAAGAAUUACAUAUUAGGGGUGCUAUUUAAAGUUAUGUUGUAAAUUUUCAAGCAUUUAUGAGGCCUCCUUUUGUAGGUGCAAUUCAUGUAAUAACCACUAGAUGGCAGCACUUACCAUUGGUUGUUAAGGUUCAUUACAGGCCUCACAUUUUCAGAAUUGUCAGUUUUUUUGUUGAAACAUUACCACAAUUUAUGAAAGAAAAUUGAAUAAUAAUGAAUCAAUGUGCUCUCCCUUGGGAUUCAUGCACAGGUGCUACUUUGUAGGACACCAGGAUGAAACAGGAUGUAUCAAGAUAUUUCUUCUUAGUCUCAGUGAGAACAGGAGCAUGCAAGCCUGUGCCUAAAGAAGUGGUAAGCCCCUCAUAACAUUAUCAUCUUAAAUAAAUAAGGUUAAGACAACUGCUGUGCCACAGAUUACAGAAAAUACCUAAAAUAACUGUGUAGUAUGAACACAUCCACAUGCCAGACUGUACAUCGACACAGACUAAAUGGGCCACAUCAGAUCAGUCACUGAAAUCAAGCAUUUGUUGACCAUUUUGUCCACAUUUAUUCAUGGAAAGGUGAUUUCAGAUUUCAAGAUGGCUCUUGAAAUUCUCAAAAUACAAACCGAGGGUUCAAACUGGGUUCCAUUGACAUAUUAUACUUGAAGAAAAAUGAUCAUGUUAACUGGCACUUUUUAAAAAAAAAUUAAAACUGAUUUAAAGAACAAAGAAACACACCAAGAAAAGUUUCUGAUCUUUAAGAAUGUGAGAGAAUUUAACACAGAUGAAAAAAGUUGGCUGCUCUCAGUACAGAUUGACCUCUGUGUCCAACUUUAGAGAGCCUAGUCCACGCAUAAUACACCUAGAUAACAAACACUGGGAUUCUCAGCCCUGUGUGCCACGAUAACCCGACUUGUGAUUGCCGUGGUCAGUGGAUACGGCAGUUGCCAGUAGAUGACAGCAGUGAUUAGGGCUAGGCCUCAGCAGACCAUGGAAGAUUCAUCAUCCCAAGCUUGUCAACAGCAACCCAGGAUAAUGCAAUGGCGGCUUGUGUCUGGGCUUCCAGCUAGGCCUCACCAAGUGCUUCUCUCAGCAAGUAAAGCACAGGACAGUGCGUCGGUCAAUAGAAGUGAUGUUGGGGAGAUCAAAAUCAAAAGUGCACAUCCCAGCUCCACUCAGCCCUGCUAUGUAGGCCCAGUAGAGUGGCUCACGGACAGCUGUCUACCCACCCUGCUGGAACUAAUGCCUGGACUUCACUCAUAGAAGACGAUCAAUAAGGCCCCUCCUCUAAGUCCCUUCAUACAGGCACGACUUAAGCAGGCAGACUUGCUACUGUCUGAAGUGCAGGGCUAGGCAGAGGGAGGGACAAAGGACAUAUUUCCAUGUUUACUUCAUUGUGUUUUUCAUACUAAGUUUGUGAAAGUAUAAUUGUAUUGUUUAUAGUAGAAAAAGAAACUAAUCCAGGAGAACAUUUUUGUUAAAGAAAUAUUUCUUUUGUUAUGCCACUACUUUUUGUGGAAAUCUUUAUAUAUGAGAUAUUAUUUUGGGUGGAUAAUAAAGCUUUG